GUACAUGAGAUAAAGGAUUAGACUGCUCUCCUCACCUGGGACUGUACAUGAGAUAAAGGAUUAGACUGCUCUCCUCACCUGGAUAUGUACUUGGGGUGUAGGACAAGGCUGCUCUCCUCACCUGGGUCUGUACAUGAGAUAAAUGAUUGGGCUGCACUGGGGGGUUGGGACUAAUUUGGGGGAACAGUGGGAGGAGCUGAGGAUCUAAUGGGCACAGGGAGGUGAGUGAAGGAUUCAGUGGACUGGGAAUGCCGGGGGGAGGUUCCAGCAGAGGGAGAUGGAGACGUGGGGGGGCUCAGUACAAGAGGUAUGAUCUCUGCUACUGUCACUUCCCACUCUGUGACUGUCACUUGGGUACAGCCUCACUGCCAGUUCUACACCCUCUUAACGAAAAUGUUGUCACCUGUAUUGUAACCAGGAGCAGGGGUGUAACUAUAGGGAGCGACGGACCCACCACACCCUGCCCAUGAGACUCACCAUAUAAAUUAUAGAGGAAAUAAAAGAGAAUGUGAAGUUGCAGAACCCAGAGGAGCCGCUUCCUCCGCACAGAACCAGGACCCGCAGCGCAUCCGUGAGCCUGAUAAAGGCAAAGUAUUCCUGACUCUGAGGGUUCUGGGAAUUGUGAAGACAGGAAUUACAGUUGUAUUGUAUAGAUAUUUUGGCGGCUGUAACAUGGACUCAGCAAGCUCCAUCCUCCUCUUCAUCACCUGUUCCCUCCCUGUGUUCCUGGCCCCGGGGACCCAAAGCUGCCCGGCCGAGUGUCGCUGUUACAGCCUGACGGUGGAGUGCGGCUCCAAACAACUGACGAGUGUUCCCUCCAGUGUCCAACCUUCCACUCAGACGGUGUUUCUACAGGACAAUGUCAUCAGCCAGAUCCAACAGCAGGACCUGUCCCAUCUCUCGGGCCUCCAGUACCUCUACCUACAGAACAACACUAUCUCUGCCCUGGAACCUGGAGCCUUCAAAUCCCAGCAGCACCUGCUAGAACUGGCCCUUAAUGGAAACCGGAUCCACCUCAUCAACAGCAGCAUCUUCAAAGGACUGGAGCACCUCCGGGUUCUGUACCUCGCAGGGAACCAGAUCACUCGCCUGUUGGCCUACACCUUCUCUGACCUGCAGAGGCUGCAGGAGUUGCACUUGCAAGAGAACAGCAUUGAGACCCUACAGGAACAGGCUUUCUCUGGACUCUCCUCCCUGGCGUUGCUGGACCUCAGCAAGAACAAUAUGCGCACCAUUAGCCGCUCCUCCCUGCGCCCCCUAAUCAGUCUCCAGGUGCUGAGACUCACAGAAAACCCUUGGAGAUGUGACUGUGCCCUCCACUGGCUCAGAGCGUGGAUAAAGGAUGACGGGCAAAGACUUCUCAGUUCCCUGGACAAAAAGAUCAUUUGCUCAGAGCCCCCCAGGCUGCUGCACCAAAACUUGGUGGAUAUUUCUGGCAACAGUCUGGUUUGUAUUCCUCCCAUGGUCCUUGUGGAGCCCAUGGAGGUGACAGCCCGUCUUGGUGAAGAGCUGAGGGUCAGCUGCAGAGCUACUGGAUACCCACAACCCCUGGUUACUUGGAGAAAAGUCGCUCAUGCUCGCACCAGUCCCCCCAAAGUCAACUUGAAGUCCACCAGCAGCAGGAAGUUUGAGCUGAGUGAAAGGAGUGUAGGGGAGCAGUUUGAUGCAGCCACUGGCAGCGGAAUGCUCUUCCUCAACAAUAUAACCGUGUCCCAUGCUGGAAAAUAUGAAUGUGUGGCCUCCAAUCCCGGUGGGACGGCAAAGGUUCUAUUUCACUUGGCAGUCAACCUUUCCAAUCAGCAGUCUCGCACGUACACUUCUGUAGACAUUAGCCAAGAGCCACUGUAUGACUUGGAAAGCAUGGAGUUCACUGCAUUGAGUAUGGCAACUCAGACCACCAUUGCCAUUGGAAUUUCUUUGCUGGCUCUCACGGCCAUGCUACUUAUUGUCAUGAUCUACAGAAAGUACCACAAGAGAAAAAAAGCAAAGAAGGAAGAGAACAUCUUAUAUGUCAACGACUACUCUGAUGGCCCAACCACCUUCGCCCAACUGGAAGAGUACAGGGAUGAGCGAGGGCAUGAGAUGUUUGUCAUAGACCGGAACAAGUCCCAUUUCCCUACAUACAAAGACACAGAAGGACUCAGCAGUAUUUCUGGACUCUCCGAUCUCACAGAGCAGCUCCAAAACCAAGGGACCCAAACCCCGAAGGACGAGGCAGAGCAUCCAAUCAAUGAUAUUUUCAUGAACCAAGGCUUCCUCUUCCAGCAGCAAAUUGCCUACGAAAUCCACUGCUAAGACGAACCAGUGGCACCAUAAACUGAUAAGACUUGGAGUUUUAAUACUAAUUGGGUUUUAUACACUUAACUAAGAGUCCGGCAGCAUCAGAGUCUCCAUCUUCUUCUUCUUCUCCAUUCUCAUUCCUUCUGCACCUUCAAAAUAAAACUCAUCACAAAACUCAA
Messenger RNA from Xenopus laevis (African clawed frog), 2459 nucleotides. RefSeq names its product leucine rich repeat containing 24 S homeolog (gene lrrc24.S). NCBI's taxonomy places the organism in Eukaryota, Metazoa, Chordata, Amphibia, Anura, Pipidae. The record is from RefSeq and is a predicted model, not a curated record. The transcript has 6 exons. Bases 673 to 2295 code for a protein of 540 amino acids.